AUGGUGCAGUUCGCUGAUACUGUUGAUCGCCCGCACUCUUCGUGGGCAGCUUCGAACGGUAUCGUGUUGGCAACGUCCAAGAAGCCUCCGUCGCCUCUAGUCGAUGAUUCCAUGUUGGAAAAGGCGAGUCCUAUCGGACCAUCUUGUACAGGAUGCCGAUUCCUUGCAAGAUCUCACGCUUAUGAUUACCCAUAACAUGUCCUACUAUGUUACCUAUGCCGCUUCCAUCCUUCCCGCCGCCGGUUCCAUCGACGUGCAUAAUGCCAAUGCUACACGACUGCUGGCCGGCCGACGUCUACAGGUGUCUCUCGUCUGCCCCAACAUCGGUCUUGUCUACUCAGGGAUGGGACCCGACUUCCGAGUGCUCGUGGCCAAAGCGCGCAAGUCGGCGCAGUCGUACUGGAAGAUCUACGGCGAGUAUCCGUCGACGAGGGUCAUGGUCGGCGAAAUCGCGAGUGUGAUGCAAGAUGCGACACAAUCAGGGUCAGUUUACAUCGAUACAAACUGUCGCCCAUUGGUACGCCACAAAGGACCUGACACCCCGGAUGAUGCCUUACAGCGGUGUGCGACCGUACGGCGUAUCUUUGCUCGUGGCCGGCUACGAUAAAGCCAAGGGCCACACACUCUACCAGGUCGACCCAUCAGGUGCAUUCUGGGCAUGGAAGGCGAGCGCGAUCGGAAAAAACCAAGUUAACGCUAAAACAUUCUUAGAAAAACGGUCAGUCGCUCGAUCACGCCGUCCUUCCUCGAAAAUGGCUUUGCUGAUAUCUUCCUGCUCGUCGGUUCCCGCAGCUACAACGAUGAUCUUUCACUCGAGGACGCCAUUCACACAGCCCUCUUGACGCUGAAGGAAGGAUUCGAAGGUGUCAUGACGGAGAAGACGAUUGAGCUGGGUAUCAUCUCCACUGCCGGGUUUGAGGGCGCUCAGCAUGUGCUCGGAGCACACGGAACGGGUUCGACCGACAGCCCUUGCUUCAGGAAGCUGACGGAGCAGGAGGUGGCAGAGUGA
Molecule: messenger RNA, 1009 nt
Organism: Microbotryum saponariae
Lineage: Eukaryota; Fungi; Basidiomycota; Microbotryomycetes; Microbotryales; Microbotryaceae
Source: the annotation of a GenBank genome assembly